UAAUGAGGCGGCUUUUUUUUUUUUUUUGGUACUUCGUUAGACGAGCCUCUCCUCAAUUUCUCCCGAUAACCUACUGGUUGACUUCGGGCCUGAUUGGAAAAUCUGGAUUCAACUCCCAUAUAUGUUCUCCGGGAACCCUCGACGACAAAGAAGAAUUCAGGAAGUGGCGACGGUCAGCACAGACGAGAUUGGCGGUGUGUGAAGGAGAAGGGGAGUUCGUGAGAGAAAUGGCGAGUGAGUGAGGGAAAGCCUUUAAAUCCGUACAUACGACUACUCUUGCAAACUCACAUCUUGUGCGGGACAAGAACGGGAUAAAUGAUGGCGGGUCGUAGGGAGGGCCCGCUGAUGAAGAGCGGCGGUGGAGGCGGAAUCGGAUCUCGGAUCGCGGUCGCUAUCGGAAUCGGGAUCUUAUGUGGUUGCGUCUUCGCCUUCCUCUUCCCCAGUGGAUUCUUGGCUUCGCCUGCUGCUAUUUACCCUUCUAAUACUAGCAUCAAAUCACGGCAGGUCAAUUCAUCUCCAUGCGAAUCACCUGAGAGGCUAAACAUGUUAAAGUCAGAGUUAGCUUCACUUACAGAGAAGAAUGCGGAAUUGAAGAAGCAAGUUAGGGAACUGUCAUCAAAGAUCCAGUUGGCUGAGCAAGGAAAAGAUCAGGCCCAGAAGCAGUUUCUAACUUUAGGAACGCUACAUAAAGCUGGACCUUUUGGCACAGUCAAAGGUUUAAGAACCAACCCAUCCGUUCUACCCGACGAAUCCGUAAAUCCCGGUCUAGCAAUGAUACUUGAGAAGGUUGCUAUCAGGAAAGAGCUUAUAGUUGCAUUGGCCAACUCAAAUGUACGAGAAAUGCUAGAAGUUUGGUUUGCAAGUAUCAAAAGAGUGGGUAUACCCAAUUAUAUUGUGGUUGCAUUGGAUGAUGAAACAGAGAAUUUCUGCAAAUCAAAGGAAGUUCCUGUCUACCGUAGACCUCCAGAUGAAAAUGUUGAUUCCAUUGGUAAGACAGGCAGCAACCAUGCUGUUUCUGGACUAAAGUUCCACAUUCUAAGGGAAUUUUUGCAGCUUGGUUAUAGCGUUCUUCUCUCAGAUAUCGAUAUAGUUUAUUUGCAGAAUCCAUUUGAUCAUCUUUAUAGGGAUUCUGAUGUAGAAUCAAUGAGCGAUGGCCACAACAACAUGACAGCUUAUGGAUUUAAUGAUGUCUUCGAUGAACAAUCAAUGGGCUGGGCAAGGUAUGCUCAUACAAUGCGUAUUUGGGUUUACAAUUCAGGUUUCUUUUUUAUAAGACCAACAAUUCCAGCUAUCGAGUUGUUGGACCGCGUCGCGCACCGGUUGUCUCAUGAGCCAAAAUCAUGGGACCAAGCAGUUUUUAAUGAGGAACUCUUUUAUCCUUCACACCCUGGAUAUGAAGGCCUCCAUGCAGCCAAGAGAACCAUGGAUAUCUAUCUCUUUAUGAAUAGCAAAGUUCUCUUCAAAACUGUGAGAAAGGAUGCUCAACUCAGGAAGUUAAAGCCAGUUAUCAUCCAUGUGAAUUACCAUCCAGAUAAGCUUCCAAGAAUGAAGGCUAUUGUUGAGUUUUAUGUUAAUGAAAAACAAAACGCUUUGGAUCCUUUUCCAGAUGGCUCCGACUGGUGAAACUUUGGAACAUAAGCUGCUGAUAGUUCAGAGUCUCUCGCUUUCUUGCCCUUACUAUUUUGACCUUUUUCUUUGAGGUAAACUGACAAAUUUGUUAGCUCUUAUCUUCUUGUGCUCAGUGUAUUCUAAAACUUGCUGCCUUUUAUCUUUUAUUUUACUGUGCUAUGUGAGUUUCUUUUGUCUUAAUUUAAGCCAUGGAUCUUAUUGCAACAAUGCUACCAAACAAGAACAGUUAACUCUAAGUUCAGAGACCUCUUUUUAACA
This is a messenger RNA of Dendrobium catenatum, 1887 nucleotides long. Its product is annotated as arabinosyltransferase RRA3. Gene Ontology annotation, molecular function: glycosyltransferase activity. The transcript is spliced from 2 exons. The coding region runs from base 316 to 1623 and encodes 435 amino acids. NCBI's taxonomy places the organism in Eukaryota, Viridiplantae, Streptophyta, Magnoliopsida, Asparagales, Orchidaceae. The record is from RefSeq and is a predicted model, not a curated record. Gene Ontology annotation, biological process: root hair cell development.